UCCUACGCAGCCCUGAUUGCCAUGGCCUUGGAAGGGAGCCCCGAGGGCCGCCUACCCUUGAAGGCCAUCUACCAGGCCAUCUCCACCCGCUUCCCCUUCUUCCGCCUGAGCCAGAAGGGGUGGCAGAACAGCGUCCGGCACAACCUCAGCCUCAACCCCUGCUUCGUCCGGACCCCCCGGGAAAGGGGCCAAGGCAAGAGCAGCCUCUGGAGCCUGGACCCGGCCUACCGGGGCACGUUCAAAGGAGGGCGAUACCGGAGACGGAGACGGAGACGCAACCAGGGGCCGCCCAACCCUCCUCCUCCACCUCUGGUUCACCCAGAAGCCCACCCAGGACCCCCUUAUUUCCUCCCAGCUCCACCACCUCAGCCCUACUUCUUCUCUACGCCCCCUCCGGUGGGCACACCACAGCCCUACUAUGCGUCCUAUCCCCGGGUCCUCUUCCCCGGAGGAGGACAACCCUUCAUGCCCGAAGGAUCUUUCCAACCAUCUUGGAAUUGGCAGGAAGGGGUCUACUACCACGGAAGCCUUUCUCCCUAAGGAAAUGGGUUGCAGAAAGUCAAGGUCCUAGUCCUCUGCGAGGAAAACUCUCAAGCUAGGCCUACACCAGGCAUG
Molecule: messenger RNA, 615 nt
Organism: Anolis sagrei ordinatus
Lineage: Eukaryota; Metazoa; Chordata; Lepidosauria; Squamata; Anolidae
Product: forkhead box protein E3-like
Biological process (GO): cell differentiation; regulation of transcription by RNA polymerase II; anatomical structure morphogenesis
Molecular function (GO): RNA polymerase II cis-regulatory region sequence-specific DNA binding; DNA-binding transcription factor activity, RNA polymerase II-specific
Source: RefSeq, a predicted model, not a curated record